AUGUCUUAUAGAUCAUGCCAGCGACUACCGCUUAAUAGAUAUUUAUCAAUAGAUUAUUUAACAAAAUCUAUACCCCAAGGUCAACCUAAACUCAAAAGCUUAAUCCAUCAAGUUGAUGUAAAUUCACAUUCAAAUGAUCACAAUCACAAGAUACGAUCAAAGAUAAUAACUCCGAAUAUGCUUAAUGACAUUUUUCAAGAUGAAGGAUAUGAAACAUAUAGUCAACGGCAAGUUGCAAAAUCUCAACAAUUUUUCAAUAAUUUGGAAGUUAAUAUAGACUGGACUUUGGCGGAGUUUAAUGAAAUCCCAGAUGUUAAAUACGAAAUUUUGAAAACUGAGCAGGCAAGUAAGGGUCUAAAUUCAAAUAAAACGUUUGGGAUAAAACCAGAGCUAUUAAGAAAUCUACCGGAAAUUUUAGUCAUGGGUCAUACAAAUGUAGGUAAAUCUUCUUUAAUUAAUAAUUUGUUAAUCCCUAAAAAGUCGUUGAGUAAAAGUGAUCAAUUAGCGUAUGUAUCAGCAAAAGCAGGAUUUACAAAAACAUUAAAUUGCUUUAGAAUGUCGAAUAAAUUAAGACUUAUAGAUAGUCCCGGUUAUGGGAGAAGAGGUAUUGAAAAGCAAGGUGAUAUGAUCAUGAAUUAUAUUGAGAGACGUCAUCGUUUAAAGAAAGUCUUGUUAUUGAUUGAUUCAAUUGAAGGUGUUAGACAUGAGGACAAGCAUAUCUUGGAUUAUCUUGUGGAGCUGGGUGUUUCUUUUGAUAUAGUGUUUACAAAAAUGGAUGAAGUUUUGAAAAAGUGUUUUAAAAAUAACGUUUUUGGAACUGAAAAUUAUGACGAUAAAGUUAAAUCUGGUAAUCAACAUGUAUUAGAGCAUUAUUAUGAUUUGAUAGAAGAUAUAGGUGAUUCGACAACGUCUCCAAGAUAUUUUUUCAAUAAUGCUCAAGUAAACAAAUUCAUCAAUGAAUUUCAAGGUUCAAAAGCAAUCAGAUGUAAUAUUUUAGAUAGUUGCAAUUUACUUUAA
Lodderomyces pseudojiufengensis is the source of this 1017-nucleotide messenger RNA. RefSeq lists its product as uncharacterized. Gene Ontology annotation, cellular component: mitochondrion. Lineage: Eukaryota; Fungi; Ascomycota; Pichiomycetes; Serinales; Debaryomycetaceae. Gene Ontology annotation, molecular function: GTP binding. The transcript has a single exon. The record is from RefSeq and is a predicted model, not a curated record. The coding region runs from base 1 to 1017 and encodes 338 amino acids.